UCGUGGUUUCCUGUUAUGAAUUCGAAGUGGUUUAUCUGCCAGUAUUUAAUAAGCGCGUCAUGUGACGGCGGUUUUCUUUAUCUUAUAUAAUACAAAAAAGUCACAGCCAAGCUUGAAAGCCAUAGAACACAAACAUUUCAACCUUGGUAUGACUUCUGGAUGUUUUUUUUUUUUUUCAAAUUGCUAGGCUUAGCACUCCGCUAAAACCGUGAAUACAGCAUGGCUGACAGACAAACAUAUUCAAAUGAAAAUGAUGUUUCUUCAAGUGAAACCGCGCUCAGUAUUUCAAAGAAAGUCACUGAUACUGCACCAGAUGUAGUCUUGCUUUGUGAUGGAGAAAGAAUCUCUUGUCAUCGGGCUGUCUUAGCUAAAGCAAGUUCAUACUUUAGUGCUAUGUUCAACUCAAGUUUUGAAGAAAAGGAUAAACAGUUGAUAACUAUCCAGGAUGUAGAUGGUUUUAUGCUUCGAAUACUUGUAGAUCUAUCCUAUGGCUAUCCUUUGGAGCUUGAAAAUGAGAAAAUGAUGCUGAGUCUUCUUGAAACAGCAUCAAUGUUGCAGUUUCUCGAAGUUCAAAAAAUGUGUGUCCGAUUUCUGCUGCAUACUUUAAAUGAAAGAAAUGCCCUGCAGUUCUUUGCUCUUGGUGACAUGAUUGGAGUACCAGAACUUUCAAAGCAAUCUUUCUCCUACCUAUUGUACCACUUCAACAAUAUUGUUGAAUCAAGAGAAUUACUCAGUCAACUACAUGUGGAAUUGCUUCUGAAAAUCGUCGGACAUCCAAAUCUCAACUGUGAUGACGAAAUCCAGAUACUUCAGUUAAUUGAUCGCUGGAUUACCGACCAAAGUGACAUCGUUCCUGACGACAAGGUGUUCCAAUUAUUCGCUUGUACUCGAUUCAAAGUAGUGAAGGAAGACGAUUUUAAAACAAUCUCCUUGCUUCCUUUUGUCCAAGAAUCAAAACUGCUAUCAAAACUUGUGUCCACUGUGCAUCUGAAACUCCACACAGAUGCAAGGCGCAAGCCGUGUACGUGCCAUUGCCACGGUAAAGGGGCAGACUUGAAAGUUGAGGGAUGCAAAUUAUGCAGUACCGAAAGUAUUCAAAACGUUGAUAAUAAGAACAAUGAUACAGAUGUUGAAGAAGAAAGGGCCUGUCUUUCCACCCCAGACUACGAUAAAUUCCGAUUACGUGAAAUUUUCCGAUCUCCGUGUUGUUCUAAGAAAACUGAAAAAUUAAUCGUUGGUGAUAAAGAAGAGGAAACGAGUGAUUGCAUUCCAGCUGGUAUUUUCGAAUUGGUGGACCAACUUUUAUCCACUUCACCGAGGCUUCCACCUUUUGUUCCAUGCGUCGUGGGCCAUGUUCGACGUUCCGAAAAUUCACCAGAUGGGCCAAGUUUGAAAAAAUCGAAACAAGUUGAAGGACCCUCCCUUUUAAUGUUUAGUUUCAAAACGAAAAGCUUCAAGAGCCUAGUUCAACUUUCCAAAGUCCACGAAGGACCAGUUGAAGCUUCUGGUUAUAAAGCUUGUACACUAGGAAAAGAUGUCUACAUUUUUGGUGGAGAAUACAUGUUCGGAUACAGCAAUUGGCAAAACUCUGUCUGGCGAUGGGAUAGCUUCAAAAACAUUUGGAACAUUGAAACAUCAAUGCUGUCAUCGAGAAGGCAUCAUUCGAUAUGCGUUCACGAAGAAUUCAUUUAUCUGAUAGGAGGAUAUGGAAAACACAGAAUUAUUUUAGAUUCUGUCGAUCGUUAUGACACUUUUAAAUGUUCGUGGAAACGCUGUUCUCCCUUACCCAGUCCUCUUUAUUCAGCAGCUUGUUGUAGUUACAAAGGAAUUGUAUACGUUUUUAGCCAUCAAAUAUUUACCUAUGAUCAACAAUUGGACGAGUGGCAUACAUUAGCAAACGUCAGGUUACCUGCGGAUGCAACAUUUUCUCAGGCCAUGUCCGUUAAAGAUGGCGGGAUAUAUUUAACAAGUGUGUACUCCAACCUUCUUUACCACUUCGACCCGGAUGCGGAAUCGCUUGAGGUUUGUAUCGUCGGCGAGUUUGGGAACAAUGUGCUCAACAGCUGCUACGUUGAAAGUCUCCAGAGUAUUUUCACAUUUUCCACAGCUGAAGUCAGUGAAUCAGCUGGAUUCCCAUCGGUGCAUCAGGUAGAAAGUUUCGACUUGGAUAGCAAAUCAUUUUCGGUCCUCUGGAAACAAGCUUCUAACGAAGGUCUCAUUACUGACUUUGGUAUUAGACACAGCUUGGGCUGUUUUUCAUUCCUCUCUUAUGAAUAAUGUUUUAUUCCCUUUGAAAGGGAUUGGGCUGGGGGAUCGUCUAACACCAUCUGCGUUUAACCCUGGAAUUUUCCAGCUAUUUUUGUCUGUGUCCAUUUACCUUCGUUUGCAUCGAUUUCUAGUGAUAGGUGUCAGUAGAAUAGUAUCAAAAAGAAUAGAGCGCUUUCAGUCGUG
Molecule: messenger RNA, 2451 nt
Organism: Daphnia carinata
Lineage: Eukaryota; Metazoa; Arthropoda; Branchiopoda; Diplostraca; Daphniidae
Product: kelch-like protein 6
Exons: 9
Coding region: 220-2277 (685 amino acids)
Molecular function (GO): protein binding
Source: RefSeq, a predicted model, not a curated record